AUGACCGUUUCCUACAAUCUCGACGUCUCCUCCGUCUCGUUUUUCAACUUUUUUCGGGUAAGAUUUAAAGCCGAAUCUAUGCUACUAUUGGCAAUCGAGCCUAAAGUGCAAAUAUCUGAGCUCAGGAGCAAGAUGGCCGAAAAUGAUGUACUAGAAAGUUGUAGAGCAUGAAAUUAUCUAUCAAUUUGUUUUUUAACUUUGCAAAAAUCUCAAAAAUUGAGCAAGUUACAGGUGCUUUUUCGUUGGCACGGUUCUGUGUGGAAGUCGGUCUGGUCCGAGCUCGUCAUUUGGCUCAUUUUCUACUAUUUCGUGAUGGUCACCUACCGCUACGCCCUUCCGCCAGACACCCGACAGUAAGUGACGAGCACUUGGGGGUUACUGUAGUGCCACGUCAUCAGGUUGGUCACCCAGUACAUCACUCCGCUCAACGAUCAACUCGACAACUGUGUUCCGCUCACUUUUAUGCUCGCCUUCUUCGUCACAGUUAUUGUGGAUCGCUGGAAAAACAUUUUCGCGAAUAUUGGCUUCAUUGAAAAGUAACUUAACGCGGGUUCCAUGAGGAGAGGGGACCGGAUUACUGUAGUUUUACAGUACCGCUCUGGCGAUAGCCACUUUGGUGCGUGGCGACACUCCGGAAGUCGUUCUGGCGCGAAGGACCAUCAUACGGUACUUGGUACUGUCACAGGUUACGCCAAAACUACAGUAACCCGUGAGGAAUUCGGCACUUUAGGUUCUCGUUUUCCGCGACAUUUCGCUAAAAGUGCGGCGUCGAUUUCCAAACGAUGAUUCGAUUAUCAAGGCAGGUGAGCGCGAGUGACGUUUUGGAAGGCGGAAAAAAAAAACGAAAAGGGUUUAGGAUUCAUGCACGAGCACGAACGCAUCAUGUUGGAUGAGGUCGAGUGCCGGUACAACAAGUACUGGGUCCCGAUCAAUUGGGCGUCAGCAAUCCUCCAGAAGGUUUUUGUUGUGAGUGUGCCGGGCUUCUGCGCUUUUGUGCACGACUUUUUUCGCUUGGCCCAACUUUGAGAGCUUGUAACUCCCCAGCUUGCCGUUAUUUCGAAAAGUGUUCCACAGAAAAGGUGUAGAGAAUUUCAUGCUCUACAACUUUGUAAUUGAUAAGUUUGCAUGAAAGUGCGUAGUUUUUGAGUUACAAACGAUUUUACAAGUGGUGACACUUUUCAGGAAGGCAAAAUCACGGCGCCGCCGCUUUUCAAUGCGGCGUGGCAAGAAAUCAAAGUGUUCCGCUCGAACAUGGCAAUUUUGUGCAAUUUCGACUGGGUGCCAAUCCCUUUGGCCUAUCCGCAAGUCAUUUUCGUCGCCGUUCGAUUCUACUUUUUCAUGUGCCUUUUCACGCGGCAACACUUGGAGUAUGCGGACAAAACGAAGAACACUGUUAGCGUGAGUUUAUUCGAUUUUCACUUGAGAACACGUUUAUUUCGUUGGAAUAGACAUAGAGAGCAUAAAAUUUGCUACAAAUUUCAUGUAGAUCACUUUUUUCGAAUAUCGAUUGAUUCUCGAAAUACAAGGGUUCAAAGAUGACGCUUGCUAGACACUUGAUUUUUAAGUGUUGCUUACAAACAAGAGUAUAACUCAAAAAUGGCUAAUUUUGGAGCAAAGUGAGCAACUACAAAGUGAUUGAGGACAAAAUUUGCUACAACUUUUAUUUGAAACAUUUUUUGAUACAAUUAUUGGUUCACGAGAUAUACGUCUUCAAAUAUAAGGCUUGCGAGUUACUUGUUCGGUGUCUGUAAACAAGAGUGUAACUUGAAAAUUGUGAAUUUUUGAGCAAAAUUAUCAACUAGAAAGUUGUUAAACACAACAUUUGCAACAACUUUUUAGUUAGUCACUUUUUGAUACAAUCACGGGUUCUCGAGAUAUAGGCUUCCAAAGAUGCUAACAACAUCUCUAAAAAACUUUAUUCUAUAAUAUCAAUUUCAGGUCGACCAGUAUUUCCCGCUUUUGACCGUAUUCCAAUUCAUUUUCUUCAUGGGCUGGAUGAAAGUGGCCGAGGGUCUUCUGAAUCCGCUCGGCGAGGACGACGACGAUUUCGAGUGCAACUUUCUCAUCGACAAGAACAUUGCCGUACUUUUUUUUUCUUUUUUGGAGUCUUCUCCAACGUCUUUUUGCAGACAGGCAUGGCAAUUGUGGAUCAGACGUGGAACGUGCAUCCUGAAAUGCGGCCCGACACUUUCCACGCCGCUUCUUCGCCGUUCUAUCCGGAAGACGUCAUCAAUUCGGGAGCCGAUCACGCGCUCGUCGGCUCUGCGCAGACUGUCACGUAAGUUGCAUGGCUUACUAGCGAAUGGCCCGCACUUACCUUGGGAUUUUGCAAAAUGAGACCUAUAUGAUUCGAAAGAGAAUUUCACGGAGCUCUCCAUUUUUGCUAAAGAGCACUGGCUGGCUGGCGAGAAAAUCUGCCUGUUUCUGCCACAUUUUCCUAGCAAGUUCAUCUUCGGCAACGUGUAUCUCAAGAACCACGCGUCCGUUGCAAAAGUGGUCAACUGGUAAGUUAACGCAAAUUAUCUCGUGAAUAACUUUGUAGUUGAUCGUCUAUUUUUAAAAAAAUUAGUUUUCGAGUUAUGAACUGUUUUCCUAGAGCGACAAGGAAAAAGUUAGUGCUGGGCUCAAAGCGCCGAUAACUCGAAAACUAAUUUUUUUUUAAAUAGACGAUCAACUACAAAGUUAUUCACGAGAUAAUUUGCGUUAACUUACUAGUUGACCACUUUUGCAACGGACGCGUGGUUCUUGAGAUACAAGUCGCCGAAGAUGAACUUGCUAGGAAAUGUGCCGGUCAUUUCCUAGUUAGAAGCCAGAAACUAGGCCACGAGCUCUCAGAUUGGCCGAUCCCAACGAUAAUAUCGACAUGAUGAAGGUGGACGUGAACUCGCCGAUCGUCGUCGGCCGAACUUUGGCGGCGGCCGACUCGCGCGCGUCCACCUUCCGAAGACGUCUGAGCUCGGCGUUCGGGAAACGGACCCGAAGCCAUUCGGUGCAACAUCUGGGACCGGAAAAGCCGGAACCCGACACACCGUUCUCGCAGUCGAUGGCUCCACAACGACCCUACGCCGCUUUCGAGCUCUCCAACGGAUUCGGCUCCGCAGUUCUCGGCAACACUUCGCAGAGCCACUUGCCAAAGUUGGAGGAGGAGGAGUCGACGUCUUCCGCCGAUUCCGACGCUGUAAUUCUUCAAUUCACAAAGGGUUUUUGUUGAUAAAAAGUGUUCAGACCGAGCUGGCGGAUCCUCCCACGCCGCCGCCGCCGCCAAUGUUCGUGUUGGCUCGCGGCUUCAGCGAAGAGGCAAAUGGUCCCACUAGCCCGACGUUGCCGUUUAGUCGGCCAGUUCCAAGAGACGACGGGAUGAAGUUGGACAAGAUGAAAUUGAAGUUUUAG
Molecule: messenger RNA, 3390 nt
Organism: Caenorhabditis sp. 36 PRJEB53466
Lineage: Eukaryota; Metazoa; Nematoda; Chromadorea; Rhabditida; Rhabditidae
Source: the annotation of a GenBank genome assembly